Penicillium mononematosum is the source of this 378-nucleotide messenger RNA. RefSeq lists its product as uncharacterized. The coding region runs from base 1 to 378 and encodes 125 amino acids. The record is from RefSeq and is a predicted model, not a curated record. Lineage: Eukaryota; Fungi; Ascomycota; Eurotiomycetes; Eurotiales; Aspergillaceae. The transcript is spliced from 3 exons.
AUGCCUACCACCGAGGAACUUAAGCAGACAGCCUUCAACGCCGAGAAGGACCUCAACUCCUACCAGGCUAAGCAGGGUCUCGGGAAGAAGAGUGACUCAACUCUUGAGUCCGGUGUCAACGAGAUGGUCGAGAAUAAGUUUGAGCAGCCUGCCGGUCUCAAGUACGGCCCCGGCUCAACUGCUUCCGGCAGCGACCACAGGGUGAUCCCCGAGGACGAGGGUGGCACCCGUGAUGAUCGCAACCGACUUCCCAAAGCUGGUCAGUUCAAGGGCGCUGGUGGUCCUGAAGACGACGUCAAGAUCCAGGCGGAGAACCGAGGGGGUGACCAAGAAAUCCCCGACCUACAGGGUUUGAAGCGCCACGGAGUUGCCCAGUAA